AUUCCUUUAAGGUGAUAAAAAGGUUGACGCAUCUAAAGCAUACAACCACGGCCACAUUGAAUCAACUGAACGUGAUGGCAAGCGUCAAUCAUCGAAAGCAUACAAACACGGCCACAUUGAAUCAAUUGAACGUUAUGGCAAGCGUCAAUCAUGGGAAGGACACAAACACGGCCACACUGAAUCAACUGAACGUGAUGGCAAACGUCAAUCAUGGGAAGGACGCAAACACGGCCGCGGUGAAUCAACUGAACGCGAUGAAAAGCGUGAACCAUCGAAUGCACACAAACACGCCCGCGCUCAAUCAUCUGAAAGUGAUGAAAAGGGUGAAUCAUCGAAAGCACGCAAUCAAGGUGAAGCUGCAACAAAAUCAGGAUCAGCUGACAGCGGGAAAAACGGCGUAUCAGUGAAAGCACGAAAGCAAGGUAGAGCUGCAACAAAAUCUGAAUCGGCUGACAAUUGGGAAACGGGUGCAUCAACUAAAGCAACCACACAACCUCGUGUUACAACGAAGACUGCAUCAACCAAAGGAACCACACAAGCUGUUGUUACAACGAAGGCUGCAACAACCAAACGAACCACACAAGCUGAAGCUACAGCAAAAUCUGCAUCGGCUGAAAGUGCAAAGAAAGUAUUUGGUAAGUGGCGCUAA
Messenger RNA from Rotaria socialis, 649 nucleotides. NCBI's taxonomy places the organism in Eukaryota, Metazoa, Rotifera, Eurotatoria, Philodinida, Philodinidae. The record is from the annotation of a GenBank genome assembly.